This is a messenger RNA of Octodon degus (degu), 1244 nucleotides long. RefSeq names its product proteasome subunit beta 5 (gene Psmb5). Bases 245 to 1033 code for a protein of 262 amino acids. NCBI's taxonomy places the organism in Eukaryota, Metazoa, Chordata, Mammalia, Rodentia, Octodontidae. The transcript has 3 exons. Gene Ontology annotation, molecular function: threonine-type endopeptidase activity. Gene Ontology annotation, cellular component: proteasome core complex. The record is from RefSeq and is a predicted model, not a curated record.
AUGACCAAAGUCAAGAUGGCACCCACAACGCUUUCAGAGUCUAAGGGCAGUGAAGCUAUUUCCCCGCCCCCUCCUUGGUGAAAACAAUUCCUUGCGUCUGGCUCUGAUUGGUGGAGGCGUGGUUGCCAGGAGUUAAAAUGGCUGUGUUCCGGGAAUAGAUUUAGUAGGGAGUGAAGCCGUGACGGCGGGGCGUUGCCCGGCCGAUCCUCGCUAGGCGUUCUCGUAGUUAUUGCCCUUAUUAGACAUGGCGCUGGCCAGCGUGUUGGAGAGGCCGCUACCGGUGAACCAGCGCGGGUUUUUCGGACUUGGGGGUCGUGCGGAUCUGCUGGACCUGGGUCCUAGCCCUAGCGAUGGGCUGAGCCUGGCUGCGCCCGGCUGGGGUGCCCCAGAAGAGCCCCGAAUCGAAAUGCUCCAUGGAACCACCACCCUGGCCUUCAAGUUUCGCCACGGAGUCAUUGUUGCAGCUGACUCCCGGGCCACCGCGGGUAAUUACAUCGCCUCCCAGACGGUGAAGAAGGUGAUCGAGAUCAACCCCUACCUCCUGGGCACCAUGGCUGGGGGUGCAGCAGACUGCAGCUUUUGGGAGCGGCUGUUGGCCCGGCAGUGUCGAAUCUACGAGCUCCGAAAUAAGGAACGCAUCUCAGUAGCGGCGGCCUCCAAGCUGCUUGCCAACAUGGUCUAUCAGUACAAAGGCAUGGGGCUGUCCAUGGGCACCAUGAUUUGCGGCUGGGAUAAGAGAGGCCCCGGCCUCUACUAUGUGGACAGUGAAGGGAACCGAAUCUCCGGGGCUGCCUUCUCUGUGGGUUCUGGCUCUGUGUAUGCUUAUGGGGUCAUGGAUCGAGGCUACUCCUAUGACCUGGAGGUGGAGGAGGCCUAUGACCUGGCCCGUCGAGCCAUCUACCAAGCCACCUACAGAGAUGCCUACUCAGGAGGUUGGGUCAAUCUCUACCAUGUGCGGGAGGACGGCUGGAUCCGGGUCUCCAGUGACAAUGUGAUUGAGCUGCAUGACAAGUAUAGUGGAUCUCUCCCCUGAAAAAGGGUGGAUGUGACUGCUGCAUUUCUUGGGGUGACUGUCAUUGGUCACCCCAUCCUAUAGUGGAAGAAACCUCAGAUGUAGCAGUACUUUUUAAGGCUCUAGAACAUUGACUUCUAUGUGUUACCAGUUGUUGAGGAGCUGCUGCAGAGGUGACUAUUUGUUUUACUUUCCUGGAUGUUAACAUUACACUACUCACUAUUCAACCUCA